AUGAUCAGAACUAUCAAACCAAAAACUGCCCGUGCCAAAAGAGAACUUGGAAAGAGGGAUCCAAAGAUUGUAGAGAAUGUCAAGAAUGCCCUUUUUGUACCGGGCAAGUCUUCAAACAAAGUUCUACACGACGUUGUCGUGGACCUCAGUUCCUUGAAGAAGCCAAAUAUGAAAAGGUUCAAUAAAAAAAACGAUAUCCUACCAUUUGAAGACCCUUCCAGUCUUGAAUUCUUCAGUGAAAAGAACGAUAGUUCUUUGCUGGUGCUGAGCUCUCAUAAUAAGAAAAGACCAAACACUUUGACAUGGAUUCGUACCUUUAACUACAAACUAUAUGAUAUGAUCGAGCUCUCUAUAUUGAAUAACUACAAACUUCUGAAUGAAUUCAAGCAAAGCAGAGUUGACGUCGGUAUGAAACCUAUGUUUGUGUUCAAUGGUCCUAUUUUUGAUAGUCAUCCUGUUUACCAACACUUGAAAUCCUUGUUCCUAGAUUUUUACCGUGGUGAAGAGACCAACUUGCUGGACUUAAAAGGUCUCCAACAUGUGAUUAGCAUAAGUGCUGGAGAGAUUGAUGAUGUUGAGGAAUCCAUUUCAAAGUUACCCUUAGUUCAUUUCAGAGUCUAUCGCUUGAAAACCUACAAAUCUCCAGAACCAAAACUUCCACGAGUUGAAUUGGACGAAGUCGGUCCAAGAUUGACCUUUAAAGUUGGUAGAUAUCAAUCACCAGACCCAGAGGUCGAAAAGGAGGCCCUUACUCAACCCAAACAACAGCAACCUAAGGUUAAAAAGAACGUUCAGACUGACAUUAUUGGUGACAAAGUUGCUCAAGUCCAUGUUGGUUCUCAAGAUCUGUCUAAGCUUCAAACUAGAAAGAUGAAGGGUUUAAAGAAAAGAUAUGACCAAGUUGAGGUGGACAAUGGUGACGAAGACUUCGGUAGCAAUAAGAAGGCCAAGACUGAUUGA
Molecule: messenger RNA, 960 nt
Organism: Komagataella phaffii GS115
Lineage: Eukaryota; Fungi; Ascomycota; Pichiomycetes; Pichiales; Pichiaceae
Product: Essential protein involved in the processing of pre-rRNA and the assembly of 60S ribosomal subunit
Exons: 1
Coding region: 1-960 (319 amino acids)
Biological process (GO): maturation of LSU-rRNA from tricistronic rRNA transcript (SSU-rRNA, 5.8S rRNA, LSU-rRNA); ribosomal large subunit assembly
Cellular component (GO): nucleolus
Molecular function (GO): rRNA binding
Source: RefSeq, a predicted model, not a curated record